UUGUCUUUCAAUCUUUGGAAAUCGAGACAUUUCACGCUUUGUGAGAGAAGAAAAUUAAAUAAGAUUAAAAAAUAUAGCUGGAGAUCAAAUGUAGUUAGAGGCAUUCAAUAUUUUUAGUUAAGGCAUCAGUUGUCAAUUUACUUUUGCAGACUGCUGAUUUAGAUAACAUGUUGUUGGUUUAACAACUCGAUCCUACUACAGUUACGUACAAGAUGCCAACAGUGAUUGCUCUGGAUGUGUCCCUCUCUAUGAGCCGGCCAGUCUUGAUUCCAGAUUGUUCGGAGGAAUAUGAACGACGACAUUUGGCCGUGAAUGGCAUCAAUUCUCUGCUAGACUUUAUGACGCAAAACUGCAAGCUGGAAUUCUUUUCAUUGGUGGUGUUUUCAUAUCUUUGGGAUCAGUUGGUAACAUUCACACGGGAUUUUGAUGCGAUCAAGGCUGCGUUAAACAAAAUUGAAAUCUUCAACAAGACGUGCAUUGAGUCGGUGUUGACGGGAAUUAAGGCUUUGAUUGCUGAUGAAUGGAGCACCAUUACACCCAGUCAGAUAAUUUUAAUAACUGACGGCAAUGCUGGAACAGGUCCAGGAUCACUCAAACAUUCCCUCGAACGCGCAGCAAAAUCACCGGACGAGAAAUUCCCGCUUCCGUUUGCCUUUCCCUGCAUUCUUAACAUUGUGUGUCUAGCCAAUCCAACUGAUCCAGAUCUGCAAAGUUCUCUGCCCCUGUAUCAGAAACUGGUUGAACUUAGCAGCUUCGGUGGUGAGGUGUUUGUACCCGAAACUGUCCUGAAUAUGAAGUCGGUGCAAGAAAUGUUUCUUCGACUGGCAAACCGAUAUUAUGCGCCGUUUUACGGAAACCUUCAUUGUGGUAAUAUGAACUGUGCUGUCCAGCUGUACCCAUCUCCGAACUCCUGUUUACAGAAUCCCACAGGUUGUAAGCCACUUCUUUCUAAUACAUUGAAAAUUUGUGGUUUUCUGGAUAUUGCUGAUGUGUCGAGCCCGCCAACUAUAUCAAGACAUCUUGUGUUACCUGUGGGAACAAAGGAGAAAGAAAAUGAAAAUGAACAAAAAGCUUCCAAGUCUGAUGAUGCAGAUGGCUUGUUGGAUGAUGGACGUAUCCCAGCAUUCACUGUUCUCUUGCAUGGCAGCCUCAAAGUGGAGAGCAUGGUGGCACUCACACAAGUUGGAGAAGACUGGUUUGGACUGAUGUAUUCCUGGGCAGACAGCAAGAAGAAGUCCAAUCUGAUAUUGGCGUUAUUUGAACAAGGUCUGGACACGUUGACGUGGCUGGGUAAUUUCGACCACUUGGCGUCGAUGUCAGAGUUCAGCGAGUCUCCGUACGGAGAGGAUGACAGCAAGACUCCGUUUCCUGUGCGUCCCGCCGAGAAACACAGCUACGCUCAGAGCUGUGUCGUCUGGAUCAAGCCGUCCGGUCUUCAGGCUGAUUUACAGAAGGUGUUGAGACAUGCUAGGAAGCUUCCUGACAAACAACAACAGUUUUAUAAGGAGCUGAACAGAAUCCGACGAGCAGCUCUAGCAUUUGGAUUCUACGAACUUCUCGAAGCUAUGGCUGCCAUGUUGGAACGAGAGUGCACCAUGUUGCCAGGGACGGCACACCCUAGUGCCGCCAUGCAGCUGACGCACGCUGCCAAUGCCCUGCGAAGUGACUCGGCUAAAGACGUUACCGUGACUGUGAUGCCGCUACAGACAAACUUUAGUACUGAAGAUGGAUAGGGUUUAGAAGACAGCAUCAUUUCAUAUGUUUAUUAUGUGUAUGAAUAUAUACAGUCAGUAUAUACAUGUACAAGGUUAGCUCUGGGUGAGUAAAACUAUUCGCCAAAUUGUCUAUUAAACAUCAGAAAUUGAGUUAUUUUCUAUAAAAAAAUUCAAUUACUACAUGAAAUUAUUUCGCCAAACUAAAAUAACAUUUGCCAACUGCUUUCAAAAUUUGCAAUUGGCGAAUUUGGCGAGUGCCAGAGCUAGCCCUGCAUGUAUGUGAAUAUAUAUACAUUCAGAGAAACCGCCCUAAACCAAACACUAAACAACUGGGCUGGGUAGAGCUGAAAUUUAUGCUGUGUUCAGGGUAUACGCCCAAUUUAUUUAAAGAAAAAUGUUGCUGGUGGGGGUGGUUACAGCUCCCAUAGCCCCCCUCCCCAUUGGAAAUGCUAUUGCAACUAAACUUGGAGAUAGUUUUUAAAUACAUGUCAACAUACAGAUAUAUAUAAAACAUACAGUUGUAAAUUGUAUAAACUUUUAUUCAUAAAUAUAAUAUAAAUUAAAAAAUAAAUCUACAUCAAUCAUGAACACUGAAAUGAGGAAAUAAAUGCCUAAAAUAUG
Molecule: messenger RNA, 2336 nt
Organism: Gigantopelta aegis
Lineage: Eukaryota; Metazoa; Mollusca; Gastropoda; Neomphalida; Peltospiridae
Product: integrator complex subunit 14-like
Exons: 10
Coding region: 213-1733 (506 amino acids)
Biological process (GO): snRNA 3'-end processing
Cellular component (GO): integrator complex
Source: RefSeq, a predicted model, not a curated record